AUGGAUGCCUGGAAGAUGCUGUGGCUCUUGGGCUUGGCCUUUGUCAUCUGUGCCCCAGCUCUGGUGAUUGGGGGUGACACAGGACAAGUUACCCCACCUGUGGUAGUGACACAGUAUGGGGUGCUCCAGGGCAAGACCAACUGCAUCAGAGGAAUACCCGUCAAUGUUUAUCUGGGAGUCCCUUUUGCCAAGCCCCCUCUGGGGUCCCUGAGAUUUGCUCCUCCGCAGCCUCCUGAGCCUUGGGAAGGAGUGAGGCAGGCAACCACCUACCCCAACUCGUGUCUACAAGAGUCCUGGGGACAGAUUGCAUCCAUGAUUUUCACAAACAGGAGGAACUAUGUCUGGCUGAAGUUUGGAGAGGAUUGUCUGUACCUAAAUGUGUACUCUCCGGCCCAUGCAAACAGAAGGAGCAAGUUGCCCGUGAUGGUCUGGUUCCCCGGAGGGGCUUUCCUGGUAGGAGCAGCUUCCACAUAUGAUGGGGCCUGGUUAUCAGCCUUUGAGGAUGUGGUUGUUGUGAUAAUCCAGUACAGGCUGGGAGUCUUCGGCUUCCUCAGUACUGGGGAUGUCCAUGCUCGUGGAAACUGGGGACUCCUGGACCAGGUGGCAGCUUUGCAGUGGAUCCAGGAGAACAUUGAAGGCUUUGGCGGGGACCCUGGGUGUGUGACAGCUUUUGGGCAGUCGGCAGGCGGAAUCUCCAUUUCUGCUCUUAUGCUUUCCCCUUUAUCCAGAGGCCUAUUCCACCGAGCCAUUUCCCAGAGUGGAACUGCACUGAUCAAACCCUUCAUAACAUACCGGCCUCUGGAGCUCGCCAAAAAGAUAGCUAAGGUAGCUGGAUGUGACAACAGCAGUUCCAGUGACCUGGUGCAAUGUCUGAGAGAGAAACCUGAAAGACAGCUUGUGAAGGCAUCAAGGAAGAUGAAAUUCUUCAGAAUAGACGUAGACCCAGAUCCCAAUAAGAUCAUCUGGUUUGUGUCUCCUGUGGUGGACGGAGUGGUUUUCCCCGUGAGCCCUGAGGAGCUGCUGGCUCGGGGAGAUUUCCUGCGCAUCCCAUACCUGCUGGGUGUCAACAACCAGGACUUCGGGUGGUUGCUCCCACACGUCAUGAAAUAUCACAUCCCUCUUCUAGGACUGAAAAGAGACAAAAUAUAUUAUUUGAUCUGGAAAUCCAGCCAACUUCUGAAUAUUACUGAAGAGCAGGUUCCUGUGAUCAUGAAGGAGUACCUAGGAAAUAUCCAGAACAAGAUUGUGCUGCGAAAUCUCAUUCUGGACCUGGCCACUGAUGGGAGUUUUGUGGUAACAAGUGUUGAAACAGCCCGGUACCACCGAGAUGCUGGCUUGCCUGUCUACUUUUACCAGUUUCAACAUCACGCAAGUUCAGGGAUCCUCGUGAAGCCCUGUUAUGUAAAAGCAGAUCAUGGAGAUGAGAUUGGCUUUAUCUUCGGACGUCCAUUCUCACAAGGUUUCUGUUCAAAAGCAGAAAAGAGCCUCAGUGUGACCAUGAUGAAAUAUUGGGUCAACUUUGCUCGGACAGGAAAUCCCAAUGGUGGCAAUCUCACAAGCUGGCCACCCUAUGACCAAGAGGAGAAAUAUUUGGCUAUUGAUCUCAACCAAAAGGUGGCAGCAAAACUGAGAGAAAAGCAGGUGGAAUUUUGGAUCAAGAUUCAGAAUCCGCCAAGAAAGACCCCCACAAAGUCAAAGGAGUUCACGGAAUUAGAGGGCCACAUGACCGAGGGGCUGAAUGAAUGUAGAGAGAAGAACUGGUUCACCAUUGGACACCUGGGAACUGAAUUCUGCCAGGGUGAAAGGCAAAGGGGAGGAGAUUAGAGAAACUUUGGAAUGAGUAGAUACCUCUAAGUGAGACUGCAUCCUUCAAGAGGACCCCCUAGUUGUGAUUACAAGGUGGCAGAUUUGGGCAACACUUGGUGCUGUCAUGUCUAAGCUCUUUGUACAUGAAAAGCCAUAAUCACCUACUAUUGAAUUAGCAUUAAUGGCCCUAAUAAAGUCUAAACUCCUCCA
Messenger RNA from Ornithorhynchus anatinus (platypus), 2016 nucleotides. It is a transcript of the gene CES4A, whose product is annotated as carboxylesterase 4A. The record is from RefSeq and is a predicted model, not a curated record. The transcript is spliced from 14 exons. Bases 1 to 1824 code for a protein of 607 amino acids. Lineage: Eukaryota; Metazoa; Chordata; Mammalia; Monotremata; Ornithorhynchidae.